Echinococcus granulosus is the source of this 4140-nucleotide messenger RNA. RefSeq names its product Sodium bicarbonate transporter-like protein. Gene Ontology annotation, biological process: monoatomic ion homeostasis; monoatomic anion transport; transmembrane transport. The transcript has 26 exons. Gene Ontology annotation, cellular component: plasma membrane; basolateral plasma membrane. Gene Ontology annotation, molecular function: solute:inorganic anion antiporter activity; glycosyltransferase activity. The record is from RefSeq and is a predicted model, not a curated record. NCBI's taxonomy places the organism in Eukaryota, Metazoa, Platyhelminthes, Cestoda, Cyclophyllidea, Taeniidae. The coding region runs from base 1 to 4140 and encodes 1379 amino acids.
AUGUAUCAAAUAGCCUACUGCAUAGACAUUUCCCUCCUCAAGGCCGUCACGACGGCAACGACGACGAUCAUGAAGGGCGGGAAGCGCACCAGAGAGGUGGGCAUUUUGGUGGCGCCCACCACAUGCGUUUUUGAAGAAAACUAUCGAACGGAUGAGCUGCGGCCACCCUCCUCCUCCCCUCCCUUAUCUUGUCAUCCCUCCUGCCUCGUGCUCUCGCAGCUGCAGAACCUCCCCCUUAAGGAUUUCUCCGCCGAGGUGCGAGCUAACAUGGAUAUCAAGAUGUUCAUUAAGGGUGCAACUCUCCUGCUUGACCUGGAGGCCUCCUCCAUCGAGGAAAUAAUUCAUGACAUGUUGGAAGCUGUUUUCAACGAGACGCCCGGUCAUGUCAACCACGCAGCCACCACUCCCACUGGUGGCAGUGGAAUACAUCGUCACUUUCUCACACCCAACCACUCUCCCCAUGGCUCGACUCUGGAAUGCGAGGAGAGCCACAAUGUCACAAAUGCCAGCAGCAUCAACAAUAGCGGUGGACACGUGCAUGGCCGAUCACACAUGCACAUGACCGGUGGAAGCGGUCUUUUUGCUACGACUGCAAAGAUGUCCACGUUGAGUAGGGAGGAGCUUAUUGAGGAGGCGAAGAAAGCCCUGUUGCUAGAAAUUCGACACAAUGAUCUCGCCUAUAGGCGGCUAAGUAAGACAAUAAAGUCGGUGUCCUUUCAGGAGAAUGAGGGUAUGACAAUGGAUCAGAGCUGGAUCUGUGCUUUAUGCAGUUUGAAGAACAUUCAGAAGCGCUAUCUGGCCCUAGCUAGGCUCGCCUACCCAGUUAACCUAGGCCGUUCAAACGAGGGUACUCAGAUCAUCCUCCUUGUCAUCAGUCCACAAAAGGAGAAAAGGACAAAGAGUGAGAUAGAGUUGGGCCGUACCUUCGCCACUAUUCUCUCAGACCUCGAGUUUCGGCGCCAGUUAAUAUACGCACAGGACGAAGAGGAGGUGAAGUCUCUUCUUUGUGCUCGGGCGCACGAACUGGAGGAGGAGCACGAGCAGUUGCGACAUGGUCCGGAUAGGAUUGACGAUUUCAUUGACGGUUGUUUGGAACCAAGACCACGGUGCCAAGUAAUGAGCGGCCUCAUUGCUGAUCUGCGGAGGCGACUGCCCUUGUACCCCUCCGACUUUAUUGAUGGCAGGUCGUUGGAACAGACAUUGCAUGUCUGUGGCCUCCAACGCUCUCCAAGUCAUCGUUGUUCCUGGGGUGUACGAGGCAACCACACCGCACGCAAAGUGACUUCCUCCGUCUUCUUCCUCUACUUCGCCUGUCUCCUACCCUCCAUCGCAUUCGGUGUGCUCAACUACAAUAACACUUGCGGAAAGAUUGGUGUCUUCCGGAUACUGUUAUCGCAAACGAUAGGAGGUCUCUGUUUCGGCCUAACUGGAGGACAGCCUCUAACAGUCCUUCUCACCACUGCGCCCAUUGCUAUCUACGUAAAGCUAAUCUACAUGGUAACGGAGUCCUAUAACUUGGAGUUUUAUGCGUUUUUUGGCUGUGUGGGUCUAUUCAAUGCCGGAUUUCUCUUCAUUUACGCGGCCCUUGAUGCCAGUCGGAUAAUGCGAUGGUCAACAGAAGAGAUAUUUGCAAUGUUUGUCUCAAUCGCCUUUCUCGUUGAAGCCUACCGGGAUACCGCAAAGGAGUUCAGGACGUACUACUUCGACUGCAUCUCUGCUGGGCAGUGUCGGAGUGACGCUGUUACCAGUAGUGCGGUUGACGAUGCCAACAUAAGCUUGCUCAACUUCCACCCUGCCCUCGUCACCACUCCGACCACCCUUGUGAGCAGCCUCAACGAUAGCCGAAACGCUACCAAGCCGAUGGGCGUCUGUAAACCCGAGGUUGCCAUCCUAUACCUCUUCUUACUCGCCUGCACCUACUGGAUAUGCAUUUCCAUGCUCAAUUUCACCAAAACGCCCUUCCUGACUGAAACAAAGAGGGAGUUGAUUCAUGACUUUGCCUUGCCUUCUGCCGUGCUCGUGAUGUCUUUCGUUGGUUCUUACCUGUUCAGGAAAGUUGAACUAAAGCCUUACAGUGUUGACAUGGACACCUUUGAGUGGAAGGUGAUCGACUUCCGCACUCUCAAUUGGUUAAACAUUCUGGGCGCUAUGGGGCUCUCCUUCCCUCUCUCCCUCCUCUUUUUCAUGGAACAAAACAUCGCCAGUGUCAUCGUCAACUCACCCUCUAACAAGCUGAAGAAGGGGACGAGCUACCAUUGGGACCUCUUCGUGGUGGGAGUGAUCAACACCCUGCUCUCCCUCUUCGGUCUACCUUGGGUGCAUGGCGCCUUGCCCCAAUCACCUAUGCACGUCCGCUCACUCGCCGAUAUGGAGGAGCGGAUUACCGUUGGUAACAGUGUGCAGCAGAUAGUGGCUCGGGUUCGUGAAACUCGCAUCACCUCCAUACUGGCUCACAUUGGAAUUGGCUUGUCUAUCCUGAUGUUGCCGAUCCCUCUCACCUACAUCCCACGUCCAGUGCUGGCAGGACUGUUUGUCUACAUGGCUGUCACCUCAGUCAUUGAUAACCAACUGUGGGAGCGGAUCCAGUUAGUCUUCAUUGAACAGUCAGCCUACCCGCCCUCGCACUACAUUCGCCGAGUGCCACAACGAAGAAUGCACCUCUUCACUGGUCUCCAGUUACUCCAAUUAGCCGUGCUCUGUGGCUGCGGUUUUGCGGAGGUGCCGUUUAUCAAAAUGGUCUUCCCUAUCCUCCUUUUCCUCCAAAUUCUUGUCCGUGAUUCCAUCACCUACUCCGCCCUUCACAGAGAAGUGAUGCCCACAAUAGACCAAAUUCUGCUUUUUGAAGCGCACAAGCUGGCUAUUACUGACUGGCCGUUUGACGUCAUCGUCGGUGGACGCACGGCAGAAAGCAUAACCUGCCUGAUUGGCUGGUUGCGCUUGGCCAAUCAUUGUGUCUACAGGCAUGAUGGAGUAAAUCGUCCGCAUGCCUGGCCGAACACGCAUGCGUAUCACCGAUACACGGGCGUGCACUCUGCCAUGGCUCGGCGUGGACGCAGAGCCCUCUGUCUCUUCACCGGCCUUCUACUGGUUGCGCUAGCAAGCGUGUUGGUUUUGGCUCUCCUCGACGAAAUCGCCAAAUGGAGGUUUGCCAACAGGUACGGCGACGGUGGAAGUGGAAGCGAAAAGAAAAAGCAAGUAGCGUUGGUUUCAGAGCUGCAGGCUCUGGCCCAAAUGGCCAAUAAAACGGUGGAGGAUUUUGCCGUGGAGGUCUUUACUCGGCAAGAUAAUAUCAGGGCUUCAUUUUGCACCAAGGGCAGUAGCGUGAAUGAAACACCGAUUGAAUUGUGCGAGGAAGAGUGCCUAACAUCCAACAAUCCCCGUGUACUCAUGGUCUUUCCCAUCAGAGAUCGUUGGGAGCUACUGAAGACACUUUUGAAGAAACUUCUGCCCCUACUUCAACGACAUACUGUCUGCACCUUCAUCGCUAUCGUUGAGCAGACGGAUACCUUGGCAUUCAACAAAGGCCUGUUAAUGAACGCCGCUGUGGUGGAAAUGAGCAAACAAGUGCCGUUUGAUUGCAUUAUCUUCCACGACGUGGAUCUGGUGCCCAUCGCCGGAGACGUCGUUUAUUACGAGUGCCCCGAUUAUCCUCGCCACUUGACCGUGAUGGUCGAUAAGUUUCAAUACAGGCAGGUGGUCUUACCUUAUCUAAAUCUAAUCGGUGGAAUCCUGGCGCUUCCACUGCAGCACUUCCUGCGAGUAAAUGGAUUUUCCAAUAUGUUUUGGGGCUGGGGUGCUGAAGACGACGACAUGUAUGAAAGGCUGUCCUUCCUAGGAAUUCCCAUCACCAGGCCGAUGCUGAAUCCUACGAGAUACACCAUGCUGCCUCAUCAAAGUAGUGAGACUUUAGACGCCUGGAGAGCGAUCGUAUUAUUAAAAAUGGCCCUCAAGCGAUAUCGUCUUGAUGGACUCAAUUCGGCAAAGUACGAAAUAAUCCGAAUGAAUAUCAGUUCUGCCUGCGACAUAAUCGGAGGCAUUCGGCGGAAAUGCCUCUUUGAAAAAAAACAUAUUAUGCAUUUUUAUAUUGAUCCUCAACCAAUCAGAGCACUUAACGUGAAACCAUUUUAUAAUAAACAUUGA